This is a messenger RNA of Haliotis rufescens (red abalone), 837 nucleotides long. RefSeq names its product RWD domain-containing protein 1-like. Lineage: Eukaryota; Metazoa; Mollusca; Gastropoda; Lepetellida; Haliotidae. Gene Ontology annotation, molecular function: protein binding. The coding region runs from base 86 to 778 and encodes 230 amino acids. The transcript is spliced from 7 exons. Gene Ontology annotation, biological process: cytoplasmic translation. The record is from RefSeq and is a predicted model, not a curated record.
AACAAAUGCAUGCAACACCACGUUUGUCAGUGCAUGGAGUUGAGGAGUAAAUGCAGCGAAGCAAACACGUUAAUAUUUGACGAGAAUGACGGAUUGUAAGGAGGAACAGAAAAAUGAAAUCGAAGCAUUAGAAGCAAUCUAUCCAGAAGAACUUGAAAUUGAGAACACAGAUCCCUAUGUGUUCAGUCUGGCAGUUGCCUCACAAGAAACCAAUGACACAGAUGAAGCCUUUGCAUGUUCCUGUCGUGUUCAGUUCACAUAUGUGGAGAAGUAUCCUGAUGAACCGCCUCUCAUGGAGAUCACAGAUCCAGACAACCUGGAUGAUGCAGAUAUAGAAAGCCUCACACAGUAUCUCAAUGAACAGGCUGAGGAGAAUAUUGGGAUGGCAAUGGUGUUUACGCUGGUGUCAGCACUGCAGGAGCGACUCACAACGAAUGUGGAGGACGCCCAGCGCAAAGUUGUCGAGGAUAAAGAGAGACAGCAGAGAGAAUUAGAAGAAAUAGAGCAGAAACGCUUUGAAGGAACACGUGUUACAGUAGAAACAUUUAUGUCAUGGAAGCAGAAGUUUGAUGCUGAAAUGGCGGAACUGAAGAAAAAUAAAGCAGAAAUUGAAGUGACAAGCAAGAAAUUAACUGGCUAUGAACUGUUUAUGAGGGAUUCCUCCAUGAAUGACUCCGAUGUCCAGUUUCUGCAGUCAGCUGAUGCCGAUACUGUGGAAGUAGACGAAUCUCUGUUCCAGGAUAUGGAUGACCUUGACCUUGACGAAGACGUGGGUUGACGUAUUGUUUUAUACAUGUUAGAGGAAUGAAUUGUAAAUAAAUGUAUCAUUAUUUACCU